AUGGUUGAAUGUAGUUAUGAAAUACUUCACUUUCUGGGGAUUGAAGGCCCAAAAACCUCAGAUCCAAGCAAAUAUAUACGAUACAUUUAUAACCGUGUGCAUCUUGAGAAUGCAACUGUCCGUGCUGGUGCUGUGAGCACCCUAGCAAAAUUUGGUGCUAUGGUUGAUGCAUUGAAGCCUCGCAUAUUUGUUCUAUUAAGACGCUGUCUCUUUGACAAUGAUGAUGAGGUUCGUGACAGGGCUACACUCUAUCUCAAUACACUUGGUGGCGAUGGUGCAGUUGUUGAAACUGGUGAAGAUGUAAAGGAGUUUCUCUUUGGUUCACUAGAUAUACCUCUGGUGAACUUGGAGAACAGUUUGAAAAAUUAUGAACCAUCAGAGGAGUCUUUUGACGUUGAUUCUGUGCCAAAGGAGGUCAAGACUCAGCCACUUGCUGAGAAGAAAGCUCCAGGUAAAAAGCCAACUGGUCUUACUGCUCCUCCUAUUGGCCCGCCAUCAACUGUUGAAGCUUAUGAAAGGCUGCUUUCAUCCAUUCCUGAGUUUGCAAACUUUGGCAAGCUUUUCAAGUCCUCUGCACCUGUGGAGCUGACAGAAGCAGAAACAGAGUAUGCAGUUAAUGUUGUCAAACAUAUUUUUGAUGGUCAUGUUGUGUUUCAGUUCAACUGCACCAAUACCAUUCCAGAACAAUUAUUGGAGAAUGUCACUGUUAUUGUGGAUGCUUCAGAGGCUGAGGAAUUUGCUGAAGUAGCUACGAAGCCUUUAAGAUCACUUCCAUAUGAUUCACCUGGACAGACCUUUGUGGCAUUUGAGAAGCCAGAGGGGGUCCCUACUGUUGGAAAGUUUUCAAAUAUGCUGAGAUUCAUUGUAAAAGAGGUUGAUCCAAGUACUGGUGAGGCUGAGGAAGAUGGAGUGGAGGAUGAGUACCAACUGGAGGAUCUUGAAGUUGUCGCAGCUGAUUACAUGUUGAAGGUGGGCGUCUCUAAUUUCAGGAAUGCAUGGGAAAGCAUGGGUGCAGAUUGUGAGCGUGUAGAUGAAUAUGGCCUUGGCCCAAGGGAUAGCCUGGCUGAAGCUGUCAAUGCUGUCAUAAAUCUGCUUGGCAUGCAACCCUGUGAGGGCACGGAGGUUGUCCCUAGCAAUUCAAGGUCACACACUUGUCUACUAUCUGGUGUAUACAUUGGCAAUGUGAAGGUGCUUGUGAGGUUGCAAUUUGGAAUUGAUGGUCCGAAGGAUGUAGCAAUGAAACUUGCUGUUAGAUCUGAGGAUGAAGCUGUUAGUGAUGCCAUUCAUGAGAUUGUAGCUAGCGGCUAGGUUGUUAAUUGUUUGUUUUUGCCUACAGGCUUUUAUAAAUUUUUUGUGGUUUUAUAUGAGAUCAGAGGCAGAUGGCUGCAAAAUAGAUAAGCUUGUAGAAAGAAUUGCAUGGCCCUUAUUCUCGGUUCACUUGCAUUUGUCUGGUCAUCUGUUGAUCUGAAAAUAAUACUGUGUAUCAUGCAAGUCAGGCUCAUAGGAGGGAUUUAUUAUUUUUUAUUAUUUUUAAUUUCCAAAAUUCUUAUGUGGGAUUUAAGUAUAGGAUCCAUCAAGCUAUGCUUGGUUUUACAUUUAUGAAUUUUGAGGUGCGUUUUUUACUUGUCAGUUGGCAUAAAGAACGUUUGUUAAUUUUGUAGUAAUUAGCAUUCAAGGAAGUGGAAAUUUGAAGA
This is a messenger RNA of Theobroma umbraticum, 1694 nucleotides long. Its product is annotated as coatomer gamma-2 subunit, putative / gamma-2 coat protein, putative / gamma-2 COP. Gene Ontology annotation, biological process: endoplasmic reticulum to Golgi vesicle-mediated transport; intra-Golgi vesicle-mediated transport; protein secretion. Gene Ontology annotation, molecular function: structural molecule activity. Gene Ontology annotation, cellular component: Golgi membrane; endoplasmic reticulum-Golgi intermediate compartment; endoplasmic reticulum. The record is from RefSeq and is a predicted model, not a curated record. Lineage: Eukaryota; Viridiplantae; Streptophyta; Magnoliopsida; Malvales; Malvaceae.